AGGCCGUCCCUAAUCCUGACUCCUCUUUCUACAAAAAACACUAACCUACCAGAACUUCAUCUGCACUCGCAAUCCGCUUUAAUGUUAAUCUUCAUCCGCCCUGAUAGAAGUAGAACAACCCACUGUGGUUUUCGUUGAUGCGUCGUAGUUUGCAGUAUUUCCAUUUGGUCUUCUCACCUAUCUGCGUCUAUUGAGCAGGACUCAACGCUCACCUUGUAGACCUUCUUUUCUACUGUUGUCGACUCUUCACACCCAAAAACGUCACGAUGCUCUCCAAAAACCUCCAACGUGCGGCGUCCAACGCGGUUGCCAGGUCAACCGCGACUUCCUCAUGCAGAAAUUCGAACGCAGCAGCCGCAGCCUCCUGCUCCAGGUUGCAUCACCUCCGCCGCACCAGCACCCCCUCCGACGUGAGUAUCCGUCCCCUCCACACGCUCUCCCGCCCGACUCGCAAAGCGGGCGACUGGAUGCCGGGGAGCAGGCACCAGGACACGGAUCUGGUCCAUGCGGCGAUCACCCCCGAGGAGAAGUCCGGAGCCAUCAUCACCCCGGUGUACCAGUCGACCACUUUUGUCCAGGAGUCAGUCGAGAAAUAUCUCGCGAAGGGCUUUAGCUACUCCCGCACAAACAACCCGACGGUGUCGACGCUGGAGGCGAAAGUGGCAGAGAUCGAGGGCGGUGUGGGCGCGGUCUGCACCGGGACAGGAAUGGCAGCGACAACCAUCGUCAUGAGCACGUUCUUGGCGCAAGGUAGGAUAGUUUUGGACACAGAAAUGGAAAUGCAGCCAUGACAGAGAUUCAUUCCGAUUUGAAUUUGAUCGUACAAGUCCGUUAUUCAAGCAGUUCACAUGAGCUCUUUUCUCACUGCGGCUGUUACCACCAAUAAAACACAUCAGGCGACCACUGCGUAAUCACUGACUGCAGCUACGGUGGGACCAACCGCCUGUGCAGGGUCCAGUUUGAGAAGUACGGCAUCGAGUUUAGUUUUGUCGACUUCCGGGAUAAUGACGCGAUCCGCAAGGCUAUGAAGCCGAACACCAAGCUGAUUUGGAGCGAGGCGCCGUCUAACCCGCUCCUCGGAUUGGUCGACUUGGAAGAGGUGUCCAAAAUCGCCCAUGAGCACGGGGCCCUGCACUGCUGCGACGCGACGUUCGCGACGCCGGUGAUGCUGAAGCCGCUGGACUGGGGCUGCGAUUUGACCAUGCAGUCGUUGACCAAAUUCUACGACGGACACAACAUCGGGACCGGGGGUGCGGUGGUCGCGAAAACGCAGGAGCUGUUCGAGGCGAUCAAACUGGGGCAGAACAUGCACGGCAACAUCAUGGCGCCCCAGGUCGCGUUCACGAUUUUGCAGACCAUGAAAUCCAUGUCCCUGCGGGUGCGCAGACAAAGCGAAACCGCAACGAAAAUCGCUACUUGGUAAUAAAAAAUGCUUCUUUUCGACAGAUUGUGCUGAUACGAUACCGAUAUUUUGCUUUCAAUGUUGUCGCGGUCUCGGCAAUUUGAAGGUCGUUGCCAUGCAAAGUGCUGAUUCAGUUUCAGUGCGCUUAUAUGCUCUUCAUCUGUGGGACCUUGGCACGGUUAGCUCGUGCGUACAGCAUCAAAAAAAAAAAAAUAGUGCACGUGUGGAAAAAUAACUUCAACUAUAUUUUUACGAAAAACUGCUUCUCACGACAGGUUGGAAAGUCAUCCAAAAGUGACGAAUGUGUGCUACCCCGGGACCAAGCAUCCGCAAAAGGCCAUCGCAGACAAAUACCAUCGUGAAGGAGUGCACGGCGCGAUGCUUUGGUUUGAAGUUGACUUAUGGGGGCGAAAAAUGAGUUUUGAUGAUAGAUGAGCUUGCGUUGCUCUGCGUGCAGCCGCAGGAAGAUCUUUCUGCAUUUAAACUGUCACACCGGGCCGCUUUUUUGUAGUUUGUCAUGUUGUAUCCUAUCAUUGUGAUUCAUAGACCUCGAAAAUAACUUUGUUGACUCUGACCAGGAUUCUUGCGUUGGUCGUUGUUUGUGUUUUAGGCAGCCGAAAAAUAACAGUUCAGGCUCAUGUUGACGACUUUGAUUUUUCACCUGUAUACUACGGAAAUCCGAUCACGUUGAUGAACGAAAUCGAGCGGCCAUGGAGUCUGUGCGAGAACCUGGGUACUACUAGAUCUGCACGAAACUUUUUUCUGGCUUGGAGUUUGCUGAGUAUGGUAUUUUUUCUCUUGUAACCUACGAGGACAUGACAACGAACACACCAAGAUUUAUUAUGCAUGGAAAAAACUUUUUAAACUUCUGCAGGUGCCACGGAGUCUAUUAUUACGGCCUGCGCUGUGAUGACGCACGCCAAUAUGGUCAAGGAGGACCGAGUAUGACGGUGAAAAGCGCCCCCACUACUUGUCCAAAUGUGUGCUGCGGCCAUAACGUCACUAAGUGGCACUUGUUAUGAAGUUUGGGUUUGUCAUGCGAUAGAGCAACUACAUUUGCAUCAGCCGACUCUAAUUUUUACGCAUUUUCAGUUUUUUCCGGUUCUUUUGCACUGCAAAUUGAUAAUUCCUGGUACUGCAGAACGUCAUCAAGGUCACUCAGCAUCACUUACAGUUGUUCUUUUGUGUGUUUUGCUGCCGCCGAACACGGUGAAGUGGACCCCAAGUAGACGGUGAGUGCGCUUUUCAAUCUGAAAUUCUCUGAAGGUGGGCAUUACUGACGGUUUUAUCCGGGUAUCGUGCGGUAUCGAGGACGCAGACGACCUCAUCAAAGCGCUCGACCGAGCGCUGCAGAAGUGCUGAACUUACUUUUAUGUGGUGUUGCACCACAGAGAAUCUAUUUCAAUAGUAGACAUUUUUCUUCACUGCACCAAUGAUAUCAAAGAUUUCUUUUUUUGUUUCCCCAAGUUACCUACUAGAGUAACUUCGUUUCAUGUUUCGCACCAAUUUUAAUUCCUUCCCCUGAUUGUGGUUUCUCCUCCUCGACAAAGGAGUAAUUUUUGAAAGAAUAGCAUAGAGCGAAAGGAAAAAUGCGUUGUCCAUCUUGCCCCGGAAAGGGAUUGGAUGAUGGCUUCCAGCGGGGGUAAUAUUCAAGUUCGAAGGUAUCGAACGUUGGUGGUUUUCAGAUUCACAAAGACAAAGAAGCAAGGGGUAUUUCAAUAUCGCGGAGAGCUCGUCACGCGGAUGCGUUGGCGUGGCAGCCUUCCGAAAUUAAGUAAGAUAAAGAGGCUUAUUGCAAGCAAGUAAGUAAAGAAGAUUUAUUCUUGUCACAGUUGGUUCCCUACAAAAGGUCUAUGACCGUCACGGUGGAUACGGUAGUUCUAACUCUCAGAUGUUUUUCUCUCCAUUUUCUAUCCGAAGAAGCAUCAUGAGGACCGAUUUCGAAAAGCGCGCCACACCGGUUGCACCUGUGUACAGAAAACCCCACCAGGUGGCAUAGUGUGAGCGGCGCGCCGCAGCACCGCAUUCGAUACAUUCUUCCAUCAAGACCAGAUGGGAGAGCUGCAACAGGAACCUACGAAUACUUAAAAAUGUUUCGUUCAUUUUUGUGUAAUUAUAGGCGUUAUCCGUUUCUAGCUGCUUUAUUUUAGAUAACAAACGAUUCUUCGCACAGAAGGUGCAGUAUCUUCAAGGUUGUUUUCUACUUGUCGAUAUUCCUUUCGCUUUCUCAUUUUGUUGCAAAUGAAGUCGUCGCAGGUCGAUGCUCGUCAAGAAAGACGUUUGAAUUUUGUGUCAUUGAGACCGCUACCAGCUGUUCGGGC
Messenger RNA from Amoebophrya sp. A120, 3723 nucleotides. NCBI's taxonomy places the organism in Eukaryota, Dinophyceae, Syndiniales, Amoebophryaceae. The record is from the annotation of a GenBank genome assembly.